Oncorhynchus gorbuscha (pink salmon) is the source of this 3067-nucleotide messenger RNA. Its product is annotated as sushi domain-containing protein 5-like. Gene Ontology annotation, molecular function: hyaluronic acid binding. Gene Ontology annotation, biological process: Notch signaling pathway; cell adhesion. The record is from RefSeq and is a predicted model, not a curated record. Lineage: Eukaryota; Metazoa; Chordata; Actinopteri; Salmoniformes; Salmonidae. The transcript has 5 exons. The coding region runs from base 302 to 3016 and encodes 904 amino acids.
GUUGGGAGCCGUGACGUAUUUACUGACAGGGACACGCGAGUUUUCGCGCCGGUGCUCUAUUUGCUCGCGAAGGCACUAUUUGGGGAGAUAAACCGAACCAACCGUCCCGUUCCUUUCCGUUUUACCGUUUUGCGUCAACAAGUUCACCUCCAGACUCUUAGUCUGUGUCUGUCACCGGGAGGGAAAUAACGGGACCGCUGCUCUCUCCUGCUUCACAAACUCACCAAAUGAGAUUUAUUUCCAUGAAACUCUUGAUUUGUUUUUAAAAACCGGUGAAAACCCGAAUCGGAGCGCGCAUAGAAUGAUGGCACGCCGCAUUGACCGAAAUCUGGUUUCUUUGUCCAUGUUUGGAUACUUGGUUUGGCAAACGGUGGUUUCUGUCGUUCACGCUGACGGUCGUGUGUUCCUAUUGGACCAGAGAAACACGUCUGACUCCGGGGGAUUGGCUGAGGCGGAACAUGCAUGUGCUUCCCAUGAUGCCCGGCUGGCAUCAGCCGAGGAGCUGCGUCAUGCCGUAAUGGAGUGUUCCUUCUCUCCCUGCACACGAGGAUGGCUGGACGGGGGCAGCGUGGGGACUACAGUGUGUAGUAACUUGGGCAGUGCUCUGAAGGCAGUGGAUGUGAAGAUAGAGAACACUACAGAGGACAACACACACCUGGAUGUCUUCUGUGUCAAAGACAAGGGUGUUCCAUGUGGAGACCCCCCUGCAUUCCCCAACACGCAUCUCCAGGGCCACACCGGGUUUGAGAUGGGGGACGAGCUGCUGUACUCCUGUCUACCUGGUCAUGUGUUGCCCAGCGGCCACUCAGCCUUCAGCCUGCUGUGUGACAGCUGUGGAGAGUGGUACGGAUUGGUACAGCUCUGUGUAAAAGACAAGACAGAGGCCCACAUUGACUAUGAAGAUAAGUUCACUGAUGACGAUCACCAACUCUCCUACGACACCCCUACUGAGGAGGAGGACACACAUGAGGAACCGGUAGAAGAGGAGGUGCAAGAGGAGACAGCAUAUGUAAAUGUGGAGGAGGACACAGGAGAAGAGGGGCGCAGGGAUCAGGAGCAGCAGGAGGCCAGCUUCAGCAUGACUGAAGUAGAGGAGCAGGAUGUGGAGACGGGAGGAGAGGAGGAAGUGCAGGGAGGAGAGGAGCUGUCUGUGGGAGAGGAGGAGGAGCAGGAGGAGAACGUGGGGGAAGGACUGGUGACUGGAAGAAAAGAGGAGGAGCUGGAAGACUCGACAAACCAUCCCGUCGAUGAGGAGAAGCAGGAAGAGGAGCAGGAGGAGGGGAUGGGCAUGUCGGAGGCGACUGAGGCGCCCGUCUCCCUGCUUUCCCAGAAGCACCUGUUCUGGUUCCCCUCAGAGGCCUUCCAGGAGGCGGGACAUGUGGAACCCACCCACUCGCCAGUCACACAGGUAACACCCCCUGAGGGAGACAACCGUGUCAGGGCCUCCGGCAGCGAAUCAGAGGAGAGCAAGGACGACAACAGCCAACCAGAGGAGACAAAAGAUCAUGACAGCCAUGAGGGUCAAUUCCAACAACCAAUUGACCACAAUGACCAUGAUGACCACGAAGAUGAUGUUGACCAUGAACAUAUUGACCGUGAAUAUGAUCACGACGAUCGAACAGAUCCUGACCACGAUGAAAGUUCUGAACAAGUUUUUGAUGGUGAAGACCAUGCCGUUGAACACCUUGACCACGAUGAUCCAGACACCCAUGAUGGCCAUGAACAUGACAACCAUGAAAGCAAUGAUGGUGAAGAGGCCCACCGUGAGGACCAAGGAGAACACAGGGAGGAUGACCAUGAGAAGGGGGGUGCGUAUGAUAACAGACACGACGAGCAUUACAACAUGGGUGAACACGAGGAGGAUGACCGCAUUCAAUAUCACAGCCACGGUGAACAUGAUGAUCAUGAAGACCAUGACCACGAUGAUGUAACGGAUCACCAUGACGAUGAUGAUCAUGACCACUCAGAUCCUAGCGAUCACCACGAUGACCAUGAAGACCAAGACCAUGUCCACGACCAUGAUCACCUUGAUGACCAUGAAGACCAAGACCAUGACCAUAACGAUCAAGAUGAUCAUGGCCAUGAUGACCAUGACCACGACGACCAUGAAGAUGGCCAUGUAGUCCCUCCCAUUGGAAUGACAACAGGCGAGCCUCAGAAUGUAACCCAGGAGGCGGCGGGAGGAGAACCCACAGCCAGCACAGACGAGACCUGGUUGGACGGCUACCCUGUCAGUCAGGAGGAGACUGACACUGAUAAAGUGGGAGGCGGCUCCACAGAGGAAGGGGUGGGGCCUGAGGUGCGAGCGGAGGAAGAGGAGGGUCUUGUGGUUGUCGGGGUGACGGACCGGCCCAAUGAGGUGGAGAUGAGUCGUCCCGUCCCAUUCACGGGCGUCCCUGAGGUCCCCCUGUCCCCCACGCAGGAGGCGGACCCUGUAGAGCAGGAUCAGGACCAGGUGGGAGGACUCAGCCCUAAAGCCUCACCCGACUCACCCCUCUCCCCUGAGGCCACAUCCUCAGGUUCCUAUUCAGCCGACUACACCACGCCCUCUCUGACAUCGUCACUGGACGGCGUCACCCCCAGAAACGCAGCCAGGCCUUCUCCCACAGACUCCUGGGAAACCAUGGAUCAUGUGCACCCCUUCCUGGAGCACGGCCCCGCCCCCACGGCGUGGACUGAUGAUGUCAUUGACGAGGAGGAAGGUGGAGCCGAGCACAACCUGACUCGACACAGUGGGGAGAGGGAGGGGGAGGAAGGGGAGAAGGAAGGCAAGACAGGGGAGGCAGGGUGUACCGGAGGUGAGGAGGACUGCCCUCCUCCCCCUCCUCCCUCCUCCGGCAGGGGGCCCACGGUGGCGGCCAUUGUCAUUGCUGUGUGCACGGUUGCCCUGGCAGCCGCCGUCGGUGCGUGGUGUUACCGACAAAAACAGCAGAAGAGCUCGAUGUACGAGAUGAACGGGAAGGGUCAGAGUCACAGCAGACAUGGACAACAGAUAGAGAUGCAACAGAAGGUCUAAGAGAGAGAGAAAGAGAGAGACAGUGCGGCUGUAGAGAGAGUGGAGGGAGGC